UUACGGGAUUGAACGACAGAACGCUAGAAAAGGGUGAAAGUACCUUCCCCCGGUAGAGUGGUUUCGGUGGAACGAUAAAACGAUUAAAGAAAACCCUUCUCCACACCGGAAGUGUUGUCGGUCUCGUCGACCGGCCUAUCGGCAAAUAUGAAGCAACUGGCCACAUAACAGUGAACCCGAGUUUUGUUUUGCGGCAAUCGACAUCCCAUCCGACGUAGCGAACGUGCGCUCACCCACCCUCUCACCAUUGCAUCUUCCGACGCUUCAGCUGUGUUGUGCCAGCCCGCUUUUAACACAUCCUCUCCCGUUGACACGAUUGUCCCGGGUUCGACAUGGGCGUGUGCCUUUGUAAGGACAAGGUCGAGGAAGGCUUCAUCGAUGAUAGCAGCCGGGAUUCGUACGCACCGAACGGCAGCGAUACAGGCCGACUAGCGGGAGGUGGUGGCAGCGGCGGUACCGGAAGUGGCGCUGUCAGUGGAUCGGGUGGACAGAACGGACACCACCACAUCCGUCACUAUUCCCGCUCAGAUCGGCAGAUCUCACUCUCCGACACGGUGGACAUGCUGGUGAACGAAACGCUCGAAAUCAUCGGUUCGAUCGUGGACAAUGAACCGGAAACACCUAGCUCGAUGGUGAUGCUGCACGAUAUAACGGACAAACCUUCCGGUUGGAUACAGCUGGUAAAAUCGUUAAUACGUGUCAUACCGCUCGACAACCCGAUGGGCCCAAGCGUCAUCACGCUGCUGAUGGACGACAGUCCGCUUCCGUCGAAAGAGUCCGUACUAGAGGUGGCGGAUAUGAUAACGCGUUCGAUUCGACGCACACCAAAGCGUGAGCGUAACAUGUGCAUCAUUCUGGGCUUCCUUGCGGAUCGACUUGCCGGUCCGUGUAGUAUAUCGGCCCUGUCGGAGGUAACGCUGGGAUACUUGCUGGGAAAUUUGGAUGAAGGAAUCCAUCCCGACGUAAUGUUAUUCUCGCUGAUUGCGCUGGAGAAAUUUGCACAAACGAGUGAAAACAAGAGCACUAUAAGGCGAAAAUUAGCGCUCUAUCCGGACAAUCCCCUGUUGCGACUCGAGAGACAUAUCGCGAGUACCGAUCACACCCUGCGUCAGGUCGGGUUUUGUGCUCAGUGGUGCUUAGACAACUAUUUCCUUAUUGAAGGUCGGCAAUACUCCUACGAGGUGGCGGAUGUUAGUAACGUAAAUGUGAUGCUCAACACGCGAGAUGUCAGCGAGUACCUGAAAAUCUCGGCCGAUGGACUGACGGCCCGGUGCGAUGCAUACUCGUUCGAGAGUGUCCGAUGCACCUAUCAGGUUAAUGCCGGUUGCUGGUACUAUGAGGUGCUGAUCAUGACACCAGGCGUAAUGCAAAUUGGUUGGGCGACGAAGGAUUCCAACUUCCUGAGCCAUGAAGGUUACGGUAUCGGGGACGAUGCGUACUCGAUUGCGUUCGAUGGCUGCCGGAAGUUGAUCUGGUAUAAAGCGAAACCGAUGCAGCACAAUCUGAACGUAUGGUCCGGUGGUUCGAUACUGGGUUGCCUGCUGGAUCUCGAUGCACGAGAAGUGAUAUUUAGUUUGGACGGUGUUGAAAGUGAGGUGCUGCGGCAGCUGUUUGAAUCGGGAGAUGCAAUCGACGGGUUUUUCGCUGCAGCCUCCUUUAUGUCAUUCCAGCAAUGUCGCUUCAACUUCGGUUCCACGCCGUUUGUUCAUCCGCCCAAAAACCGGACGUUUAUGAGCUUUAACAGUCAUGCUGUGUUAAGCGAGCAGGACAAGAUUGUUCUACCGCGCCAUCUCUUCCUGGAGCAGUUACGCAAGUUAAGCGUGCGGGAGGAUUCGUGUACACUUUGCUUCGAUAUGAAGGCAACGAUACGGAUCGAACCUUGCCAGCAUCGAGGUUUCUGUACGAACUGUGCCGCUUUGCUGCAGUUCUGCCCGAUGUGCCGGGCAGAAAUCGUUAGCACGGUACAGGAGGAAUCGGCUCCGGAGAGCACAAGUCCGGCACAGUCGGAAGCUAAUGAAGCAGGUGAUACAACAAACAGCGCUAAACCAAACAACAGCCUCGAAGAACAACUGCAAUAAGCACUGUCAUACGCGUCUGCAGUGCGGGUAAUGUUUAAAAUGGUAGCGAUUUUGUUAAAUUCUAAUAUUCUAAUCCUUUGCUGCUUUGCGCUUCUGUAAUGUUUCCAUCCAGUGUGCAGAAAAUGUGAUACCUUUCUAAUGAGAAUCGGAAACUAACUACAGAUCAGCGCAAGCACGAAACAAAAGUGAAGAAUACGUGUGAUAGAUAGAGGAGUGAAGAUAGCGAAUGAAUAGCUUCUGGCCUAAUAGAAAAAAACAAGGCUCCAGCUGUAAAAAGCCAUUAUUGUGUGUUAAAAGUGUGCGCAGAGGAGCCUCGACAUGAAACGUUGAGUGCGUGGACCAUGUACUUACGUACUGCAUAGUGAAUUAAAAUCUUUUUCCUUGGUUGUAUUACUUUUCACUAUUGCCAUCACCACCAAGUUGCCGGUUGUGCAGAAGAAAUUCACCUUCCGGUCAAUGUAUUUCGAGUUUUCGCAUCGUCUUCCGAUGACCGGCGUUGAGUUUCAGAAACUCUCUGUGCAAUGUUCGAGGAGGUUAGCUCGGACUGUAAUUGCGUCAGUUUUUACUGUUGUUGUAGGUUCUAAGUAUUAGGUUUUCCACUAGCUACGUUUAGCGUUUCGUUUUUAAACUCAUAUUGAACGUAUGUUCACUCAUCGAAGACAAUAUCAGUAGAAAGAGCUAUUUAACUAUUUGGAACAAUCAACACAGGUGCGGUUAUGCUGCUAAUGACCUAGAGAGCAGGCGUAUGUGGAGAAACAAACUCGUAAAUGCACCGCUAGGAGUUAAGGAUAAAUCGCGAAUCAAGCAACCGAAACGGUCUAUUUCUAUUAAGAAAAAAUGAAGGCCCUAUUAACAUCGAGUCAACCAUUGUUCAUCGUAUGGUCCGUUUUUGAGACCAUGAUUUCCCUUCUAGUUUCUUCUAGUUAUUUCUGGUUUCCGUUUCCCGUCAGUACAGUAAAGUUCUGCAGCAUCGUCUCAAUGCGGUCGGGUGAAAUGUAUUCGUCCAACUGAUUAUUUUAGCCAUAUUAUCAUCAUAUAUCAUGCUUUUAACUAUCGGACUAAAACAAAGGUUUUGUAACACUGCUAGGCACAAUAGCGUCCGUUAUUCCAUUACAACAGCACGCAGGAAGAUUAGAUAUAUUGUAGCAAAAGAUAUCAAAUGAGGAUGGUCGUUAAUAGCGCGUAAUACUAGAGAGAAGGAUUUUGAUGUGUUUAACAACAUUAGGCCUGUACAGCAUAAAGCGUGUGUAAAGAAGUUGCAGGAAAAGAGUGUAUAAAUAGAGUAACAAAUAUGACUAAUAUAUUUUUGUACACGCGCGCAAAAAGAAGAGAAGAUGCUGUACAUAUUUAAUUGAAAGUAUAUGUAUGGAAUCUUUCUACUGAACAGAAUAGUUUCAUUUAUCCAGGCACAUGGACUAAACCGAGUGGGAUUAUAA
This is a messenger RNA of Anopheles moucheti, 3514 nucleotides long. RefSeq names its product RING finger and SPRY domain-containing protein 1-like. Gene Ontology annotation, cellular component: cytoplasm. NCBI's taxonomy places the organism in Eukaryota, Metazoa, Arthropoda, Insecta, Diptera, Culicidae. The coding region runs from base 333 to 2078 and encodes 581 amino acids. The transcript has 7 exons. Gene Ontology annotation, molecular function: protein binding; ubiquitin-protein transferase activity. The record is from RefSeq and is a predicted model, not a curated record.